Menidia menidia (Atlantic silverside) is the source of this 1504-nucleotide messenger RNA. NCBI's taxonomy places the organism in Eukaryota, Metazoa, Chordata, Actinopteri, Atheriniformes, Atherinopsidae. The record is from the annotation of a GenBank genome assembly.
AUGUCUUUGUCAAUGCGAUCCAUUUGUCUGGAGCAGUGCCCGGUGAAGCGGGGAACAGGGACUUACUUCAUUAAUUGUGGUGAUAGUGACAUCUUCAAGGGGAACUACCCAGAGGGGCAAGGAGAGGCUUCAGCUAGGGGGACAACCAUGGAGGGGGACUGUCUCAGCUGCAUCAAGUACCUCAUGUUUGUCUUCAAUUUCCUCAUCUUUCUUGGGGGCUCUUUCCUCCUCGGAGUUGGAAUGUGGGUGCUUGUGGACCCCACAGGGUUCAGAGAAAUAGUAGCGGCUAAUCCCUUACUGUUCACUGGUGUCUACAUCAUUCUGGGUAUGGGCGGCAUGCUCUUCCUCCUGGGCUUCCUGGGCUGCUGUGGAGCCAUCCGUGAAAACAAGUGUCUGCUCCUGUUUUUCUUCAUGCUCAUCCUGCUCAUCUUCUUGGCGGAGUUGGCUGCUGCCAUCCUGGCCUUCAUAUUCCGGGAGCAUCUGACCAGAGAGUACUUCACCAAGGAGCUGAAGAAACAUUAUCAGGGUUACAACAACAGUGAUGUCUUCACCUCUACAUGGAACGCCAUCAUGACUACAUUUGACUGCUGUGGAGUGAACAGCCCUGAGGACUUUAAGGACAGCCUGUUCAGGGUUCUCAACCAGAAUCACAUGGUGCCAGAAGCCUGCUGCCAGCGUGUCAGUCAGAACGGAGAACUGUCCUACACCAGCCAGGAGCAGUGCUUAUCAGGAAAUAUGAUGUUCCGCAAUAACAAGGGCUGUUACUCUGCAGUUGUGGACUACUUUGAACUGUACAUCUAUGUGGCUGGAGCCCUGGCCAUUGUGGUGUUAACCAUUGAGCUCUUUGCCAUGGUCUUUGCCAUGUGUCUCUUCAGGGGAAUCCAGUAGAGGUGCUAUUUCUGCAAAGAAUCUUUUUUAAGAAAGGGAAUUCAGGAGCAAAGAAUGAAAUGGACAUCUGUAAAUUUGUGGAUCUCUUUUUCUAUUGUGUAAUUGGUUAAAAGCAAAAAAACAAAAAAAAAGACAAAUAACAAACUCGUACUUCACAGCUGGACUUUUGAGGUACAGGGUUGAAAAAAGACAUAAAAUUCAUUGAGAAAGUCAUAGGUCAAAGACAAAGCUUAAAAGAAAAUUGCGUGUAAAGUGGAAACAAUGUUUUUGGACCAGGUCUAGCACAGACUGGGUAUAAUGUGGACCGGGGAUGAGGAUGCCUGGGCAGAAGGCACUGCACUGACUUUUGGAUGAAGAAUAUUUAUAUUAAGUAAAGUUGGCUUAACCGUAACAAAAGAAAGGUUUUUCAUGUACAUUCUGGGUGGUAACCUGUUUCCUUCUCAUACUGUAUACCAUAACUAACCCCCUUCUUCAACAUGCCUUUUUACAGUCACAUCUCUCAAAUGCUGUAUAAUAUAAGCUGCGAGCUCUGAGUGUGUGUGCGUGCGUGUGUGUGUGCGUGUGUGUGUGUGUGUGCGUGUGCGUGCGUGUGUGUGUGUGUGCUGUAUGCUCUUUG